Messenger RNA from Pichia kudriavzevii, 327 nucleotides. RefSeq lists its product as uncharacterized. The coding region runs from base 1 to 327 and encodes 108 amino acids. Gene Ontology annotation, cellular component: preribosome, large subunit precursor. The transcript has a single exon. The record is from RefSeq and is a predicted model, not a curated record. NCBI's taxonomy places the organism in Eukaryota, Fungi, Ascomycota, Pichiomycetes, Pichiales, Pichiaceae.
AUGGCACAUUCUCUCAGAUCGAAGUCCAAGCUCAAGGCCAAGAAGGUCAAGACCUCAAACCCAAAUUCAGACUAUUUCAAAACCCAAGAAUCAAGGUCACAAAGGCUAGCUGAGAAAUUGAAGGAAAACUUGGAGAAACAGGCAGCAGCCAAAGUGACUGCAACCGAUUCUAAGGAUCCUGACGAAAUGGAUACUGAUACUCCAAAAACAUUACAGACACCAGCAGAAGAGUUGGUCAAUGUCAAGACUCAUGGAUGGAGAAAAUCUAGGGCAGCUAACUACAAAAAGAAAAAGGCCUCAAAGAAGAACAAGUCUUUGAAGUUUUGA